Molecule: messenger RNA, 651 nt
Organism: Manduca sexta (tobacco hornworm)
Lineage: Eukaryota; Metazoa; Arthropoda; Insecta; Lepidoptera; Sphingidae
Exons: 2
Coding region: 104-436 (110 amino acids)
Source: RefSeq, a predicted model, not a curated record
GGUAAACGAGUUUUCGAGUCACUGACGCACCCACGCCUUGACCAGUCUGUCGCAAACUACCGACUAAAUCACAUUACCACACGUUACACAUAUUCAAUACAAAAUGAAGUAUUCGAUCAUUUUAUUCGUCGUCCUACUGGCGAUUAUUUGUGGCGUUCAAUGCAAAGACCUUAUAGUGGGAACUAGUUUCAAUAACAGACUUUUAUUUCAAGAGAAAGCCGAGUACAAUGCCAUACCGCUGAAGAAAAGAGUUAAAGAAGUUUUCUUCUCAGACCCGGGACAGCAAAUUAUAAAGGGAAUAAUAGCCCGUGACCUGGACCACACGGAUGCUGUGGCCAGCAUCACUGCGGGAGGUGUCGGCUUCUCCUACGCCAACGUGAAGCUGAAGAGCGAGCGCGGUUCCGGGCUCAACUACCAAAUCGAAUUCUACGUCUAAACUCAUGUUAAACCAAAUAUAUAUAUCGAUAACAGUCACUGUACAGAGGCAUGCAAAUAAAUUGAACGAAUCAUAAAAUAUUUUAUCAAAUAUAUCUCGCUUUUAUAUUUAUAUAAAAUGUUUAUUCAAUGUAAUGUGUAACAUUGUUCAUACAGGUAUUGUCGUUUUUUCUAGAAAUAGAUAAAUAAAAAUGUACAAUUGCUUUCUGAAAAUAA